AUGGUCAAAGUCGCAGUUCUUGGUGCUUCUGGCGGUGUGGGACAACCACUAUCAUUAUUGCUGAAAUUAAGCCCCUACGUUUCCGAGCUGGCUCUGUACGAUAUCAGAGCUGCGGAGGGCAUUGGUAAGGAUUUAUCUCACAUCAACACCAACUCAAAUUGUGUCGGUUAUGACAAGGACAGUAUUGAGAGCACCCUGUCAAAUGCUCAGGUGGUCCUAAUUCCGGCUGGUGUUCCUAGAAAACCUGGUUUAACCAGAGAUGAUUUGUUCAAGAUGAACGCUGGUAUUGUCAAAAGCUUGGUAACUGCUGUUGGCAAGUUUGCGCCAAAUGCAAGGAUCUUAGUCAUUUCGAACCCUGUUAAUAGUUUGGUCCCUAUCGCCGCGGAAACUUUGAAGAAAAUGGGCAAGUUCAAACCCGGAAACGUCAUGGGUGUGACGAACCUUGACUUGGUACGUGCAGAAACCUUUUUGGUAGAUUAUUUGAUGUUAAAAAACCCCAAAAUUGGACAAGAACAAGACAAAACUACAAUGCACAAAAGGGUUACUGUUAUUGGAGGCCAUUCAGGGGAGACCAUUAUCCCAAUAAUCACUGACAAAUCACUGUUGUUUCAGCUUGAUAAGCAGUAUGAGCAUUUCAUCCAUAGGGUCCAGUUUGGAGGCGACGAAAUUGUCAAGGCUAAACAGGGCGCCGGUUCCGCCACGUUGUCCAUGGCGUUCGCGGGGGCCAAAUUUGCUGAAGAAAUUUUGAGGAGCUUCUAUAAUGAGAAACCAGAAACGGAGUCACUUUCCGCAUUCGUUUAUUUACCAGGCUUAAAAAAUGGCAAGAAAGCGCAGCAGUUAGUCGGCGACAACUCUAUCGAAUAUUUUUCGUUGCCAAUUGUUCUGAAAAAUGGUAGCAUAGUAUCCAUCGAUACCAGUAUCUUGGAAAAACUGUCUCCGAGAGAAGAACAACUGGUUGAUACGGCGGUCAAAGAACUACAUAAGAAUAUCGAAAAAGGUAAGAGUUUCAUACUAGACUCUUCCAAACUAUGA
Saccharomyces paradoxus is the source of this 1032-nucleotide messenger RNA. It is a transcript of the gene MDH3, whose product is annotated as malate dehydrogenase MDH3. NCBI's taxonomy places the organism in Eukaryota, Fungi, Ascomycota, Saccharomycetes, Saccharomycetales, Saccharomycetaceae. The coding region runs from base 1 to 1032 and encodes 343 amino acids. The record is from RefSeq and is a predicted model, not a curated record. Gene Ontology annotation, biological process: tricarboxylic acid cycle; malate metabolic process. Gene Ontology annotation, molecular function: L-malate dehydrogenase (NAD+) activity. The transcript has a single exon. Gene Ontology annotation, cellular component: mitochondrion; cytoplasm.